Molecule: messenger RNA, 3765 nt
Organism: Colias croceus (clouded yellow)
Lineage: Eukaryota; Metazoa; Arthropoda; Insecta; Lepidoptera; Pieridae
Gene: Sas-4
Product: centromere protein J
Exons: 3
Coding region: 56-3595 (1179 amino acids)
Biological process (GO): cilium assembly; centriole elongation
Cellular component (GO): centriole; centrosome; nucleus
Molecular function (GO): tubulin binding
Source: RefSeq, a predicted model, not a curated record
CUGUAAUUUUUGAAAUGAGAAAUGAGUUAAUUAAAGAACAAUAUCGGCUACUAAAAUGGAUCAUUCUUAUUCUGAAAGUGACGUCUCCUUAUCGCCUACACAAAUUUUAGAGAAACUUGAAAUGUUGCGACACUUACAAACAAUGCAACGCGGGAAACUUCUGAAACAGCGCUUAGACUACCAAAACUCGACUGAAAUUUCUUCAAGUAUUACCGAAAUUGUAAGUCAUUUUAGCAACAGUACUACUUAUAAUACGUUUAGAAGUAUACUUCAGUCAUCUCACGAUACCUCGCACGAAGUCUCUCCGCGGGAAAACUUUUCUGCUCUGCGUGAAGAUGCCCCGAUUCGUCUUAACACUGAUUUACCAGACAAAAAUGACCAAUAUCCUACCAUGGACGGGGUUUCAGCGCUAAAUUUAUCCCAAGAAUCUGAAUUUAUACAAAAUUCGCCAAUAUCAAGUCGCAGUACCACAUCUAUGCCACCGAAAACUAUAGGAUCACAGGAUAAUCUUAAUAAUAACAAUAACAGUAUAAAUAAAAAACAAAUAUCCUUAGAUGAGAUGCCCAUACUUUCUCCUAAGAAAAACUUUGAAGAGUUAAUUGUUGAAAAGCUAAAAAAUGAACAACCUGUCUCAAAGCCAAUUCAAAAAAUAGCUCCUUCACAAAAGAAACAUUUUUUAAAGAGAGGCGAAGGAAUGGCACGUUUUGGUCUCCGUAAAAAUGACUUAAUUAUACAAAAUACUAAAUCUUUACCUUGGAGAAGAAAGUCAGAAUCUAUUAAACCUAUUUUAAAACCUAAACCUGAGAAAAUUUUAAAGAAAAGUAUAGAAGCUGGUAAAAAAGUAAAUGUGGAAAUUAUAGUUCCUGAACAUAACAAAAGUAAUCCAAUCCCUAGUAAGACUGUAACAAAAACAACUGUGCAAGAUUCUGAUGCUAUGAAUGAGACACAUAGCACUAACUUGAUAACAAAAAAUAAAGAUGAUGCUACCACUUUAAGUGAUUUGUCAAAUGAUAAUUUAAAGAAAAGUAGUUUAAAAAAUUCUAAAGAUAAACAUCCAAUGUUGUCUCAAAGAGGAAAAACUUGGCAAGCGGUACUUACAAAAGAGCAAGAUGAUUUUCUCAGGCAGUUGAAACAAAGUGAUUAUUAUAAAAACUUUGCCUCACCAUCAAAAAGCAUUGAUUCUGAAGUUAGCUGUUGUGAGAGUAUUUCGAAUGCCCAAAACUCCAAAGAAAUUGCUGAACAAAAUUUGUUUGAUUUAAUUGAAAAUAAAGUCUCACAUGACAGUUUUAGUAUUGAAAACUCGUUUUUUAAUCGCUUUUUAAGGAAAAAUAAACUAGAAUAUUCUGGUGAAAGUACCCCACUAAUAAUGCAGAAAUGUUUAUCAGAAAACCCAAAUUUAAUGAGAAUCGCUCCAGAUCUUGUAAAAAAGAACAGAAAUGCUAUAUCAUAUAGUGAAGAUGAAACAUGUCAUAGUGAAUGCACUGAUUGUAGUGAAACUUGUUGUUCUGAAUACACAUGCUGUUCAUGCAAAAGUACACCCCAAAUAAAUGAUAAGAAAAAAAACAAUAAUCAAGGAGUUUUAAUACCCAAUCAAAAACUAAGGAACCAAAAUGAAAAUAAAAAUAGUAAAAAUGAUUGUCAAGAUGACACUAUAACUGCAAAAGACACUGACAUAAUAAAUGCAAAUAUGGCAGAAAUGAAUGCCAAAUUAGUUGCAACAAGUGAACUAUUGAAAGACAGACUUCGUGAAUUGGAAGAUGAAAUUGAAACAUUUAGAAAAGAAAAUGCUACCAUUAAUAAAAUGAGAGAGGAAAUUGAUGCAGAGCGUCAAAAGUUUUAUGAAGAAAAAGCUGCUUUUGAGCAAAAGUUUAAUGAAGAAAAAGUACUAUCUGAAUAUUAUUUAGCAGAGGAAAAGGAAAAACUUUCAAAACAAAAACAAAUGUAUGAACGUUAUGUAAGGGACAUGAGAGGUAGGCUCAAUAAAAAAGAAAAAGAUGAAGUGACAAACUUAAAAACUGAAAUAAGUAAUUUAAAGGAAGAGAUAAGAGUUAAAGAUGCGAAAUCGACUUCUAUUAUAGCUAGAUUACGUAACCAGUUAAAGAUAAUGGAAAAAGAUAAAAAAGCAUUAGAAGAUGAAGUAGAAAAGUUAAAAAAAGAAAAUAAAAGGAUACAGCAUAGUAAUGAAAUAACGAGAAGAUUAACAAAUCUGAAGUAUUUGGAACAGAUCAAUAAAAAACUUUCGAACAUGACUUCUAGAGAUACAAGAUCUGAUGUAGAAUCAGAUCCUAAUGUAAAAUAUAAAACAUUCGAAAUUGAGCGGCAAAAAGAACAGAAGAAACCUAAAGGAAUACGAACACGGGCGAAAAGUGUACCCAAUUUAAAUGUGACUUCAAAGUAUGCAAAAUAUUUCAGUCAAAAAGAUUCGAUAAGUGAUAAAGAGAAAGGAUCACUAGUUGAAACCCAUACCUACAGCUCUGAUGAAGAUGAUCGUAAUAAUGAAUCUUUAGAAAAUUUAGAUAAGAGUUACAAUGAAUGUGAGAAUAAUUUUGAGACUGAAGAUAAUUAUCUAGAAAAAAUGUACAACGAUAGGUUUAAAACAAUUUCGCCACCCAGUAAGAGAUCUAGUGGAUCUAAUGCAAUAGACACUCCUGAUAAUGGGAGUAUUAAUGAAGAUACAAAUGAUUUCUUUAUACAGAAAUCAAAUUCUGUGUCUUCAAGUAAACAGUCUUUAUCACCUCAUGAUACAGUGUCCACUUCAAAAAAUACUUCAAUAUUAAGUCAAAGAUCUAAUUCAAAAUCACUUUCUGUAAUCAACGAUAAGAAAAGUUAUUUUUCGAAUCCUCAAAAUGUCACAAAUUCAAGAAACAAAUCUCCCAUAUCUAUACUUAGUAAUCAUUCAUCUAGUAGCCAAAGACCAGCAACUGUUAUUUACAAGGAUACUCCAUAUAUUGAUGACAGAAUGAUACCUAGCCCUGAACCUACUAUUAGUAAAACAAGUUUAACAAAAACAAGCUUAAAUCCUCUAGAAACGAAAUUAUCGGAUGGAUCAAGAGAAUUAAGGUUUCCAAAUGGCAAUGUUAAAAUAAUAUCUGCAGAUGGAAAAUACAGUAAAUUUAUAUAUUACAAUGGAGAUGUAAAAGAAAAUUUCUAUAAUGAGGGUAGAGUUAAAUAUUAUUACGCUGAAUCUAAAACAUAUCACACAACACACCCUGAUGGAUUAGAAGUACUUGAAUUUCCAGAUGGCCAAGUUGAAAAGCGUUACAGCGAUGGGUCGUCCGAAAUUCGCUUGCCCAAUGGUAGCAUUAGAUACUUUGACCCCAAAAAUGACUUAGUUCAAGAAGAUUGGCGAUUUCCCGACGGGACUGCACUUACAGUGUCUGCUAAUGGUGAAAAACGUAUUGUAUUUCCUAAUGGACAGAUUGAAGUCCAUGCAAAAGAUCAUAAGCGCCGCGAGUUUCCCGACGGCACAGUGAAGUUAGUCUACAACGAUGGAACAUCGGAAACACGAUAUGCGUCGGGAAGAAUCAGAGUUAAAGAUAAACAUGGAAAUCUAAUCAUGGACUCUACGUCCAGGGUCCACAUGCAAAAUCACUAAAAGCCAACAAAAGUAUUGAAAAUGUUACAUUAUUUUUCAGUUGAAUUUAUAGACACAAAUUGAUAGCAGGCUAUCUUCUUUAUCUUCUUUAUGAUAUUCUUGACUUUCACUGUUACAUUGAUGCACUAGGGGUAAACUAAAUCUUAUUAAAAUUAUUUUGAAUUUGUUGA